AUGUCACAAUUGCCAUUUAUUGUUGGUGCUCCAGGUAAAGUGAUUAUUUUUGGUGAGCAUGCGGCUGUCUACGGUAAACCGGCUAUUGCUGCGGCCUUGAGUUUGAGAUGUUAUCUUUUGGUUUCCCCUUCAUCUGAUUCCAAUACCAUUAGAUUGCAAUUCCCUGAUAUCAAAUUGGAUCACUCUUGGAAUAUCAAAGAUUUGCCAUGGGAGGAGAUCAAACCAUAUUUGACUUAUGACAGUGCAAACAAACCACAAAUACCUUCAGAAUUGGUUCCUGAAAUUGUGGACAAGUUAUCAAGUUUUUUGAAUGGUUUUGAUAACAAAAUGCAUUAUUAUGCUUGCUUUUGUUUUCUUUACUUGUUGAUGAAUUUAUGUGAUUCAAAAGUGUCGGGAAUGAAUUUUAUUGUCAGAUCAACUUUACCCAUUGGUGCAGGAUUGGGAUCAUCUGCUUCUACAUCUGUAUGUUUAUCAUCAGCUUUGGCACUUAUGGGUGGUUGGAUCAACAAACCGCUGUUGCAUGAAAAUGAUAAGUUGGAUACAGCUGAUAUACCUGAUUUGGAGUUUAUUGAUAAGUGGUCUUUAAUUGGUGAGAAAUGUUUCCAUGGUAAUCCAUCAGGGAUUGAUAACGCAGUGGCUACUUUUGGAGGAGCGGUGAUGUUUCAACGAACAUCAACUCCAGAACAACCAUCAAUCCGUACAAACAUGAGAAAUUUCCCUGCAAUAAAAUUACUUUUAACGAAUACUAAAGUUCCGAAGAGUACAGCCGAUUUAGUUGCUGGUGUUGGCAGAUUAAACGCAGAAUUUAAUCUGAUUUCAACAUCGAUUUUGACAGCUAUAGAACAUUUGUCACAAGAAGCUUACAAAGUUAUGAUGAAUCCAAUGUUUGGCAGAGAAGAAACAAAUGUUUUGAGAAAGUUGGUGAAUAUUAAUCAUGGUUUAUUGGUAGCGCUAGGUGUAUCACAUCCAGCAUUGGAAACAGUAAAAAUUAUUGGUGAUAAACAUAGAAUUGGGGCGACUAAAUUGACAGGUGCUGGAGGUGGAGGUUGCGCGAUCACUCUAGUGAACGACGAUGUAGAAGAAUCUGUCAUACACAAUGCUAUCAAAGAGUUUGAAGACAGUGGAUACGAGAGUUUCGAGACUUCGUUAGGUGGUAAAGGAGUAGGUAUUUUGUUCCAUGAAGAUUUAGACGAUGCCACAAAGUUCUCAGAGUCCCAAUUUUGCAAUUACGUAGAUCGUGCCGCUAUUGAGGAUUCGUUAGGAAUGGCAAAUGUGAAAGAAUGGAAGUUUUGGUGA
Messenger RNA from Candida albicans SC5314, 1296 nucleotides. It is a transcript of the gene ERG12, whose product is annotated as mevalonate kinase. The record is from RefSeq and is a predicted model, not a curated record. NCBI's taxonomy places the organism in Eukaryota, Fungi, Ascomycota, Pichiomycetes, Serinales, Debaryomycetaceae. Gene Ontology annotation, biological process: ergosterol biosynthetic process; isoprenoid biosynthetic process. Gene Ontology annotation, molecular function: ATP binding; mevalonate kinase activity. Gene Ontology annotation, cellular component: cytoplasm. The transcript has a single exon. Bases 1 to 1296 code for a protein of 431 amino acids.